GGUGAGGUCCGUGCCUGUCUGGCCAGCCGGGCUUCGCUCAGAGAUGUGACCCAGGGCUGGCACUGGGGCUGGCACAGGGACAGUUGGUGGCAGUUGCUGGUGGCAGUUACAGAAGGGCAUUGCCUGCAAUUCUUGGGCUCGGGGGUCGUUGAGAAGAGGCUGAAGUUGCUCAGACUGUUCUGUGCUUGGGAGGGCUCUCUGUCCCCAGCUUUGAGUUUCACAGUGACCUGUGAGGACUUAGAGCUUGGCCAGAGGUCACCUGGAAUAUCCUGAGCACCAGAACCUUUUUAAAACGCUGGGGCUGUUGGAGUGGUUGAAUUUUUCCUGGCUUUGAGUGAGAAAUUCAGAAGACUGAAGCCCAGGCUCACUGUCUACCUUUCACGGAGGCCCAGCCGUGAGAGGACAGAAGAAGGCACGUGGCGAAUCAUGACAGCAGACAAGGAGAAAGACAAAGAGAAAGAGAAGGACCGGGACCGGGACCGGGACAAGGAGCGGGAGAAGCGGGAGAAGCGGGAGGGCGAGAGCUCGCGGCCGCGGCGCAGCUGCACGCUGGAGGGCGGCGCCAAGAACUACGCCGAGAGCGAGCACAGCGACGACGAGGACAACGACAACGGCGCCGCCGCCGAGGAGGCCAGCAAGAAGAGCAAGAAGAAACCCCCCAAGAAGAAAUCCCGCUACGAGAGGACCGACAACGGCGAGAUCACGUCCUUCAUCACCGAGGAUGAUGUGGUGUACAGGCCUGGAGAUUGUGUUUACAUCGAGAGUCGCCGGCCGAACACGCCCUAUUUCAUCUGCAGCAUUCAAGACUUCAAACUGAGCAAGAGGGACCAUCUGCUGAUGAACGUGAAGUGGUACUACCGCCAGUCCGAGGUGCCUGACUCGGUGUACCAGCACCUGGUGCAGGACAGGCACAACGAGAACGAUUCGGGACGGGAGCUGGUGAUCACAGACCCGGUGAUCAAGAACAGAGAGCUCUUCAUCUCCGACUACGUGGACACGUACCACGCUGCUGCCCUGAGAGGGAAGUGCAACAUCUCCCAUUUCUCUGACAUAUUUGCUGCUAGAGAGUUCAAGGCACGAGUGGAUUCAUUUUUCUACAUCCUGGGCUAUAAUCCAGAGACAAGGAGGCUAAACAGUACCCAAGGUGAAAUCAGAGUUGGGCCCAGCCACCAGGCCAAGCUCCCCGACCUGCAGCCCUUCCCUUCCCCGGACGGGGACACGGUGACGCAGCACGAGGAGCUGGUGUGGAUGCCAGGAGUCAACGACUGCGACCUGCUGAUGUACCUGAGGGCAGCCAGGAGCAUGGCAGCCUUUGCAGGGAUGUGUGACGGGGGAUCCACGGAGGAUGGAUGUGUGGCUGCCUCCCGGGACGACACCACCCUCAACGCCCUCAACACACUCCAUGAAAGUAACUACGAUGCUGGAAAAGCCCUGCAGCGCUUGGUGAAGAAACCUGUGCCAAAGCUGAUUGAGAAGUGUUGGACUGAAGAUGAAGUGAAACGGUUUAUUAAGGGGUUGAGGCAGUACGGCAAGAACUUCUUCAGAAUCCGAAAGGAGUUGCUUCCCAAUAAGGAGACCGGAGAGCUGAUCACCUUCUAUUACUACUGGAAGAAGACCCCCGAGGCGGCGAGCUCGCGCGCGCACCGGCGCCACCGGCGCCAGGCCGUGUUCCGCAGGAUCAAAACCCGCACGGCCUCCACCCCCGUCAACACCCCCUCCAGACCCCCCUCCAGCGAGUUCUUGGACCUGAGCUCGGCCAGUGAAGAUGACUUUGACAGCGAGGACAGCGAGCAGGAGCUGAAGGGCUACGCCUGCCGCCACUGCUUCACCACCACCUCCAAGGACUGGCACCACGGCGGCCGGGAGAACAUCCUGCUGUGCACCGACUGCCGCAUCCACUUCAAGAAGUACGGGGAGCUGCCGCCCAUCGAGAAGCCCGUGGACCCCCCUCCCUUUAUGUUCAAGCCUGUGAAGGAGGAAGAUGAUGGCCUCAGUGGGAAGCAUAGCAUGAGGACACGGCGCAGUCGAGGCUCGAUGUCGACCCUACGCAGUGGCAGGAAGAAGCAGGCCGCCAGCCCCGAUGGCCGCGCCUCCCCCAUCGCCGAGGACGUUCGCUCCAGCGGCCGCAACUCGCCCAGCGCCGCCAGCACCUCCAGCAACGACAGCAAGGCCGAGUCCGUGAAGAAAUCCACCAAGAAGAUAAAAGAAGAGGUGUCUUCUCCUCUCAAGAACUCCAAGAGGCAGCGGGAAAAGGCAGCAUCCGACACGGAAGAGCCUGACAGGUCCAAUGCCAAAAAAUCCAAAACUCAAGAGAUCAGCAGGCCCAACUCCCCCUCGGAGGGCGAGGGCGAAGGCGAGAGCUCCGACAGCCGCAGCGUCAACGACGAGGGGAGGGGCAGCCGCAGCGUCAACGACGAGGGGAGCAGCGACCCCAAGGACAUCGACCAGGACAACCGCAGCACGUCCCCCAGCAUCCCCAGCCCGCAGGACAACGAGAGCGACUCGGAUUCCUCGGCCCAGCAGCAAGUGCUGCAGGCGCAGCCGCAGGCGCCGAGCGCCUCGGCCCCGGCCGCGGCUCCCACGCCGCCGCUCUCCAUGAACUCCAACUUGCCUCCGCCGCCCGCUCUGAAGCCUCUGAGCUCGCUCUCCACUCACCACCCUCCAUCCGCGCACCCUCCUCCCCUGCAGCUGAUGCCUCAGAGCCAACCGCUGCAGUCCUCGCAAGCCCAGCCUCCCGUUCUGACCCAGAGCCAGAGCCUGCCCCCUCCUGCCACUCACCCCCCCUCUGGACUCCAUCAGGUUUCCUCCCAGCCCCCCUUCUCUCAGCACCCCUUUGUGCCCGGGGGUCCCCCUUCCAUCACGCCUCCUUCGUGCCCCUCCACUUCCACGCCGCCCACCGUGCCUGGCAUCCCUCUGCAGACCCCCAUCUCCACGUCAGCAGCUUCUAGUGGGACAGUGCCCGUGGUGACAGCCUGCACGCUGCCGCCCAUCCAGAUCAAGGAGGAGGUCCCAGAUGAGGCCGAGGAGCCCGAGAGCCCUCCACCUCCACCCCGGAGCCCCUCCCCAGAGCCCACGGUGGUGGAUAUCCCCAGUCAUGCCAGCCAGUCAGCCAGGUUCUAUAAGCACCUGGACCGUGGCUACAAUUCAUGCUCCAGGGCAGACCUGUACUUCAUGCCUCUGGCAGGAUCCAAACUGGCCAAGAAGAGAGAAGAGGCCAUCGAAAAGGCCAAAAGGGAAGCGGAGCAGAAAGCCAGGGAAGAGAGGGAAAGAGAAAAAGAAAAAGAGAAGGAAAGAGAGAGAGAGCGGGAGCGUGAGAGAGAAGCGGAAAGAGCUGCGCAGAAGGUGUCCAGCUCCUCCCACGAGGGCCGUCUGGGCGAGUCCCAGCUCAGCGGGCCGGCGCACAUGAGGCCGUCCUUCGAGCCGCCGCCCACCACCAUCGCGGCCGUGCCGCCGUACAUCGGGCCGGACACGCCGGCGCUGCGGACGCUGAGCGAGUACGCGCGGCCCCACGUCAUGUCCCCCACCAACCGCAACCACCCCUUCUUCGUGCCCCUGAACCCCACGGACCCGCUGCUGGCCUACCACAUGCCCGGCCUCUACAACGUGGACCCCACCAUCCGCGAGCGGGAGCUGCGCGAGCGCGAGAUCCGCGAGCGCGAGAUCCGCGAGCGGGAGCUGCGCGAGCGGAUGAAGCCCGGCUUCGAGGUGAAGCCCCCGGAGCUGGACGCGCUGCACCCGGCCACCAACCCCAUGGAGCAUUUCGCCAGGCACGGGGCACUGACUAUCCCACCCACGGCGGGGCCUCACCCCUUCGCCUCCUUCCACCCGGGCCUGAACCCCCUGGAGAGGGAGAGACUGGCGCUGGCGGGGCCGCAGCUGCGGCCGGAGAUGAGCUACCCGGACAGGCUGGCGGCCGAGCGCAUCCACGCCGAGCGCAUGGCCUCGCUCACCAACGACCCCCUGGCGCGGCUGCAGAUGUUCAACGUCACCCCCCACCACCACCAGCACUCACACAUACACUCACAUCUACACCUACACCAGCAGGACCCCCUACACCAAGGCUCAGCAGGACCUGUUCAUCCACUGGUGGAUCCUUUAGCAGCUGGACCCCACCUGGCACGUUUUCCCUACCCCCCUGGGACCAUCCCCAACCCAUUGCUAGGGCAGCCACCUCACGAGCAUGAAAUGCUCCGACAUCCAGUCUUUGGAACUCCGUACCCCCGGGAUCUGCCUGGUGCCAUUCCACCCCCCAUGUCGGCAGCCCACCAGCUGCAGGCCAUGCACGCCCAGUCCGCAGAGCUGCAGAGACUGGCCAUGGAGCAGCAGUGGUUGCACGGGCACCCUCACAUGCACGGCGGGCACCUACCCAGUCAGGAAGAUUAUUACAGUCGACUGAAAAAAGAAGGUGACAAACAGUUGUAAUAAAUUAUUUAUUUGUAACGCUGGCUAUGGAAACCCCAGUCCUUGGGAAGGAGUGGAACAUUUUUACAUACAAGAAGAGCUACAAAAGGAAAAGAAUAUCUUAUAAAGAUUUCUUUAUAUAUUUAAAACAGAAGCAACCACCCAACAAGUAGAGACUUAUCAGCAUAGUGUUCAUUUGUAGAGAAGAUUUCUCAAGACUGGUGUGGGUCUCCCUGCAUGAAAACGUAUUCAGAAGCCUAUUGGAAAUACAGGACUGUGUGGAGUAUUCAGAGAACUUCCUGCAAUCUUGGUUUUUUUUUUUUCUUUUCUUUCCUUACUAGUUUGUUUUCAGUAGGUGCUAGAAUCAGGUUCACAACACAAGUCACUGUGCGUGAAGGGACACUCAAUGCCUCUAUAGGUAAUUAAAAAAAAAACAAGGAUUGCAAGUAGGUGACACAACAAACUCUGAAUCCAAGUGCUAUAAUAAUAAAAAUCUACUUUUAUUUUAAUACAUUUUAGGAAAUCUUCAUAAUUUUAAAGAGAGCUCAGUUCUGCAGCAUGGCUUUUUAAGUCUGUAAAUAACUUUUUUUGGGUAGAGGGGAGAAACAAAACAAAACAAACUCCAGAAACAUUUAUCUUGAUUUUCAGUAACAUCACAAAUUGUGAAUUCCUACCUGGUAUUGACAGAAUACAGAGUUGAUUUUUUAAUAAAAUAUAUAUAUAUAAUUAUCCCUUUAAUUAAAGGGAAUGAUGGGUAUGAAUAAUUUCAAAUGGGUAAAAGCUUGAAAUUUGGUUUGAUAUCAACAAUAAGCAUUAAAGGGAUUUGCAGGGAUAAUGUUGCAAAUGACUGUUUCUGUUCUUGGAUUUUUGGUUGGUUUGGUUGUUUGGGGGUUUUUGUUCGUGUUCCAUCUCUCUGUUCUGCAGCUGAUUUUGUUGAUUUGGGUUUCUCAGCAGCUCAGAUGUCCCUUGGACCCCGCUGGCCCUUUUGAUGCCACCUUCAACGGUUCAUUUUCAGUGUGGCCAUAAAACACUUCUUUCCUGUGACCUUUUGAAACUUAAUCUAGCUCCAUUGGGUUUCAACUUUGGGCAGAAAGUUCAGAGAAAUAAUCUGUUCCAAAAAUCUCCUUUUAAAGAUGUUCCAUGGCUCAGACUAGUGCAGCCACAGUUCUGUAUGCACGUGCAUACUUCGGGAGGAGGUGCUUAUCCUGGCCUCCUGUUUGAUAAGUUCUUAAGAAAAGAACUUGGCGUUCAUUAAGUUGUGUUGCAAAGACAAGUCUGUUUUUCUAUUUGUCUGUUUUAAGUUUGGGUUUUUAUAAGCAAAAACUGUUUUAACUGCCCCCAGUGUUUGUCCCCCGUGGACUGACUGCUCUGGGAUGAGCAGGACCCAUGGACAGUGACACUUAGUGCCUCCCAGCCCCUCAGUCCCUGCAGGGUGACUCCUGCUGGCUGCUUCCCAGCAGCACGGGAGAGCAGAGGAAGUAAUUCACAGUGAGCAUUAACGGAGACAGCUCUGCUUGCAAAGCAGAUUUUUAUCCUUUUCUUCCCCAGUUUUGCCAGAGUUGUUCUUUGCUGGAGCAGAGGGUGACGCGACCAAUGGACAUCUGAACCUGCUGGUCAUUUUUUCCUGCUGGUGCACAACUCCCCCCAUCCUCUCUCUCCACUGCUGAGUGCUCUCUGCUGUUGUAGCCUGUUCAGUGUGAUGGUUGUGUCCUAGGACUGUACUGAGCCACUCUGAUGAAGUUGUAGUUAAUCUGCUGCAGGCACAGUGCUCGUCCACCUCCUGCUGCUCAGCCCAGAGCUGCUGGCAGACAGUUCACCAGCUCUAGGCCCACUAAGGCGAGGGUAGAGGGGAGAGUGGGGGGUUUUUCAGCAGAUUUUCCCUUUUUCCUGUGCUCCACUGCAGAUGUGUCAGUGCUGAAGCCCUGCUGUGGUGU
This is a messenger RNA of Ficedula albicollis (Collared flycatcher), 6335 nucleotides long. It is a transcript of the gene RERE, whose product is annotated as arginine-glutamic acid dipeptide repeats. Gene Ontology annotation, biological process: regulation of DNA-templated transcription. NCBI's taxonomy places the organism in Eukaryota, Metazoa, Chordata, Aves, Passeriformes, Muscicapidae. Bases 427 to 4422 code for a protein of 1331 amino acids. The transcript has 24 exons. Gene Ontology annotation, molecular function: sequence-specific DNA binding; transcription corepressor activity; chromatin binding. The record is from RefSeq and is a predicted model, not a curated record. Gene Ontology annotation, cellular component: nucleus.